Molecule: messenger RNA, 1473 nt
Organism: Penicillium atrosanguineum
Lineage: Eukaryota; Fungi; Ascomycota; Eurotiomycetes; Eurotiales; Aspergillaceae
Product: inositol phosphosphingolipid phospholipase
Exons: 1
Coding region: 1-1473 (490 amino acids)
Cellular component (GO): cytoplasm
Molecular function (GO): sphingomyelin phosphodiesterase activity
Source: RefSeq, a predicted model, not a curated record
AUGGCCUCCAUUCCCAUUGAAGCUCCGAAUGACAUUCGGAUCUUGACUUUAAACUGCUGGGGACUGAAAUACCUCGCCAAAUAUCGCCAUGAGCGUCUCUCCGAGAUUGGAAGGCAGCUGGCACUUACUAGUCCGCCCCCGGAGAUAGUGGGCCUUCAGGAGUGCUGGACACAACAAGACUACGAGAGCAUUCGUGCUCAGACACAACAUAUUUUGCCGUAUGGGAAGUUCUACUUUGGAGGCAUAUUCGGCGCCGGCCUGGCGAUCUUGUCCAAAUGGCCCAUCGAGGAAAGCAGCAUGUAUUGCUACCCGUUGAACGGCCGUCCAACAGCUUUCUUCCGUGGAGAUUGGUUCGUGGGCAAAGGCGUGGCAUGCGCAAGAGUGCGAUUUGGUCCCGGGGUCGCCGACGUGGCUGAAGUAUUCUGCACACACUUGCACGCUCCCUAUGAGCGUGAGCCAAACGAUUCAUACCUUUGCCACCGCACUGCUCAAGCUUGGGAGAUCUCCAAGCUGAUGCGCGGCGCCGCCGAGCGUGGACAUCUUGUUAUUGGAUUGGGCGACUUCAACAUGCUGCCAUCGUCAUUCGCUCAUCGACUCAUCUCAGCCCAAAGUCCUGUUCGCGACGCCUGGCGCGAGCUGCACCCCGACUCAUCCGUUGGCGCCGCCAUCGAUGCCGUCGAGAAAGCCAGGAAUCGUCCUAUUCCAACCGCUGAAUUCAACCUAGUCGAGAACGGCGCCACUUGUGACGGCGCCUACAACACCUGGCGCUGGUCCAAACCCCUUCAAAAACGCCUCGACAAGGGCGAAGAAAUCACAAUCGACAAAGACGGCGCGGACCCCCGCGCCAAACGUCUCGACUAUAUCUUCGUCGGAGACGGUGGUUAUGCACCCGAAUUCCCUCCGCCGCGCUGGUCAGUCCAGACCGUCCAAGUCAGCAUGACCCAACGCCAUCCAACGCUCCGCUGCUCUCUGAGCGACCAUUUCGCCGUCGAAGCCCUCAUUACUCGGGCAUCUAAUCCAGUUUCCAUACAUUCUGAAGACUCUGUCCCUGCAUCACCAAGCUCCGCGUUCCACAAAACAACAUCAACCCAUAUAUCCCCUAAUACCGCCCUUUCCCCAGAAACGUACGACCUCAUUAUCGAGAUGAUCCACAAAUAUGCCCGUCGAGAACGGUCCCAACGCCGCUGGCGUCUCGCACACUUCGUCAUUUCGGUGGUUAUCUCCAUUGGAUGCAUGGUCGGCGUGUGGUGGGUUGGUAGCCGGACUUACAUCGGGUUCAUCUUGAUCUUGGUCAGUACACUGAACCUCGGAGCCGGAAUUCUGGAUGGUCUCAUCGGUGGAUUGUUUGUCUCGAGUGAGUUGCGUGCAUUGAAGGAGUUUGAGUGGGAGGUCAGGAAUGCUAGGGGUCUGGUACUUGCUCUGGAGCGUGGUGCUGCUGGUUCUGAUGCUGGUUCUAAGGGCGACGCGGAGUAA